This is a messenger RNA of Tyto alba (common barn owl), 5800 nucleotides long. It is a transcript of the gene MPZL1, whose product is annotated as myelin protein zero like 1. Bases 68 to 904 code for a protein of 278 amino acids. Gene Ontology annotation, cellular component: focal adhesion; cell surface; membrane. The transcript is spliced from 6 exons. NCBI's taxonomy places the organism in Eukaryota, Metazoa, Chordata, Aves, Strigiformes, Tytonidae. The record is from RefSeq and is a predicted model, not a curated record.
CCGGGAUUUGAACCCGGGACCUCUCGCACCCUAAGCGAGAAUCAUACCCCUAGACCAACGAGCCGCCAUGACCAGUGUUUUCUCUCCCUUCCAGAGGAAGGCUCGGCUGCGGCCGUUGGAACCGUUGGCUGCGCGCGGCGAUGCAAGCCACGGGCCGCGCCGUCGACCGGAGCAGAAACCGGCUGCAGUCAAAGUAUCAGCAGUAGAGGUCAACACACCAGAGGAGAUAUUUGUGGAGAAUGGGACAGACGCAAAGCUUCCAUGCACGUUUACAUCUGUGGAAGUGAUCAGCAGCGCAGCAUCUGUUUCUUGGAGUUUUCAACCAGAGGGAGCUGCAACUCGUAUCUCAUUUUUCUAUUACUUUAACGGAAAGCCAUACCCUGGAAAGGACAUACCAUUUAAAGACAGAAUCACUUGGGCUGGAGAUCUUAACAAGAAAGAUGCUUCUAUCAGUAUAUCAAACAUGCAGUUCCGGGACAACGGCACUUACAUUUGCGAUGUCAAGAACCCACCUGACAUUGUUGUCAAACCAGGAGAAAUACGAGUUAGAGUUGUGGAGAAAGACAGCCUGCCUGCGUUCCCCAUUGCCAUGGUGGCAGGGAUAGUCAUCGGUACGGUUACAGGUCUCUCACCGCUCAUCUCUAUUGUCGUGUGUCUUGUCAUCAGAAAGAACAACUCUAAAAAACGAUACUCUGGCUGCAGUACAUCUGAGAGCUUGAUGUCACCGGUUAAGCAGGCUCCGCAGAAGUCGCCCUCCGACACAGAGGGUCUGGUAAACAGCGUGCCCGCCAGAUCACACCAGGGCCCAGUCAUUUAUGCGCAGUUAGACCACUCCGGAGGACAGCACAGCGACAAGAUUAACAAGUCAGAGUCUGUGGUCUAUGCUGAUAUUCGGAAGAACUGAGAGGACAUCCUAAGCUAUCCAAAGGAAAACACACAUUUAGACUGGAGUUGCUUGAACAAGAUUUGACCCAGAGAACUCACAUGUGGCCUUUGAUGCCUAGACUAGGACCAAUGCAUGUGCACACAGAGGGAAAGAUAUAUAUGUAUUGUGUGUAAAUAGUCUAUUUAAUCGUACAGAAGUGAGACCAAUGUUGCAUGUUGAAAUGCGGUAAGAAUUUUGCUUAUAAAUUGCCAAUAUUCUUUUUUGUAUUUUGUGUGACGAGAGGGAAAGUGAAAACUCGCAUCACAACUUUUAAAUAUUUUUAUCUUGAUUAUUAAUGGAGAAACUGGAAGAUACCUGAAGAUUCUAGACUGACCUGGAGAUUCUUUUUUUGUUAUAGGGCCUAAUUUCUUUUGUUGAGGUGAAUAUAAAGAACGUAACUUUAUACCUUCUUUAUAUUCAUAGAGUUAUUUAUGUAUACAGGGUAUUCAUCUUUCCUUAGUCAGAUUCUCAGUACAAGCUGCCUUCUCAUAUAAACUAGACACUUGGUCUUGUAAGCCAAAUUGUGACUCCUAGCUAUCAGAAAUAUAUGUCUUAGCAGUGUAAGUGAAGGAAAUAUUUAGACCUACCUGACCUGAGUAACACAGGUCACAAAACUGUUUACUUCUGUGUAAAGCCCAUCUAUUCAAGCUUAGUCCUUUAAGGUACAGGGAUAGUGUUGAUCUAAUGAAUUUUAGUUUACCUGUGAAAACUUAAGAGCUAGUGAGUUAAAGGGAUGGGAAGCUAUAGCAUAGGUGGUUGCCUCAGACUCCGUUGAACCUUUCAAUGAAAUGUUUCUUUCUUGAAGCUCUGCCAAUUAAUUUAAGCAUUAAAAAGGGCUCCAAUGGAUCUGGAAGCUUUAGUACUCCCUCACCUCUCUCCCAUGGCUCCAUUAUACCACUGUCACUUCCUUAGGGAUGCUUUAUCUGUUCUUAAAAGCCUGCAGUGGAGGCUGAAUGACCUCUGGAGGAAAUCUAUGACAUCACUCUUUGUUUUUUUUUGACGUGUGUUUUUUUCCACAGAGGAUGUGGACGGCAGUUUAUUUCCUUCCUCUCUGCAAGUCUACUACUUGAAUAUAAUUUCCCAGCUUCUUGUUUCUAGAUUAAACUUGUAGAUUCUUAAGGAUCUUUGAUCGUUCUCUCGUGCUGAAGAUCUUUCUUUAGCUGACCCACUUGUAUCCUGAAAUCUGCUACUCAAAAGUGGCAUUCCAUUCAGAGUGAUCAAGCAGUGAAAAAAGUGCUUCCUUGUGUUCAGGUGGAAUUUCCUCGUUUUUAAAUUUCUGUCCGUUGCCUCUUGUCCUACCAGUAAGCACUACUGAGAAAAGUAGUGCUCUUCAUUCCCUCCCAUCAAGUAUUUAUACGCAUUGAUAAGAUCUCCCCGCCUGAAGCCUUCUCUUCUCCAGGCUGAAUGGUGCUAGCUUUCUCAGCCUUUCCUCAUAUGAAAGAUGCCCCAGUUCCUUUAUCAUCUUUGUGGCCCUGCACUAGACUUGCUCCAGUAAGUCCGUAUCUCUCUUGUACUGGAGAGCCCAGAACAGGACACAGUCAAUAUUCCAGGUGUGGCCUCACCAGUGCUGAAUAAAGGGGGGAAGGAUCACCUUCCUCGACCUGCUGGCAAUACUUUGUCUAGUGCAGCCCAUGACACCAUUUGCUGCCUUUGCAGCAGGGGCACGCUGCUGGCUCGUGUUCAACCUAGUAUCCACCAGGACCCCCACAGGGCCUUUUCUGCAAAGCUGCUUUCAGCCAGGCAUGCAAUGGUGCGUGGGGUUGUUCCUUCUCAGGUGCAGGACUUUGUACUUCUUCUUGAACUUCAUGAAAUUCCUCUCCGGCCUGUCCAGGUCGCUCUGCAUGGCAGCACAACCGUCUGGUGUGCCAGCCACUCCUCCUGGAUUUGUGUUGUCUGAAAAUUUGUCUCUCCUGAAUUAAUGUUGUGGUUUUUUCAGACCUUAUCUUCAGUUUGUCAGUUGAAUCUUAGUUUGAAUUCUCAUCCUGUCAUCCAGUGAGCUUGCAAUAUUCUUAGCUUGAUAUUUGCAAACUUAAGCCUAUAUUCCACUGUAACAUCAAGUAAAUGAAAAACAGUUCUAGGCCCGUGGCAGACCCUUUCAGAAACACAUUAGAUAAUUCUUUAAUUAUGACAGUGCAACUUUAAUAACUGUUUUGUGUACAGGGGUUUUUUUCCCCACAAAGUUUGGUAUGUCAACACUAUAUUGUUUCAUUGGGAUCAGACUUCACUGGUUUUCUGACAACACCUGCCCUUGUUAGAAGCCUCAUUAAGAUCAGGAUGAAGCCUGCUGCUGCUGCUUUCCUUAUCUACCAGGCUGUUAUUUCCCAACAUUUGUUUUUCACUUAGUAAGAAAUUAACACUUUUGACAUAGUUGAUGGAGAAACUUGAUUUUGAUCUGCCUGUAUUCAUCCCUGUGCAUCACCACCUUUCUCCCAGGCAUUUUAGAGUGAGAAAUGGGAUGAAUGUCGUGGUGAAGACCUUGCUGCUAUGAAAAGAUAGGGCUGUCCUUGGCUCUGAAGUCUGCUACUAAUCUUUGUUUCUUUUCCUGCUGGAAUAUACUGGAGAAUCUGAGCUCAAUCCUGCUCUGGUGCUGACUUUAAGAAACAUGUUGUUCUGGUGCUAACUUUAGGAAAUGCACUGAUCUGACUGGUGCUAACUAACUUUAGGAAUCAUCUCCUUCCAUUGCUUUUGUUUGGCUAGAGGUAUGUUCAUCUUGCCUGUACUGAGGAGGCUCAUUGCAAGGCUGCUUGGAUCCUCUUUGUGAAGGCAGAAUGAACUUACAAGUAUUUUUAAAAAUUACUGAAUAUCUUUUAAGAAAGAAAUAAAAGUCUCUUUCCUCAUGAACAGCAGAAUCAGUCUGACUCCCUCUAGCGUGAAGGCUGUUGAGUUAUGUAUUUUUUUUUUGGUCAUGGAAACAUGAACAAUGUAGCUAUUAAAUAACUUCUUCAGGCUGAAGUCAAAAGAACUUGAGGCAGUGUGAGACAACACUUGUGAACAUUCUGUACCUCAGGUUGUCUUAGUUUGUUUAAUCAUAUGAUAACCUGUACUGAUGAGAGAGACUGGUGCUAAGUUGACUUACUUAGUAUAGUCUCAGGAGACAGAGCCCUUCUACUUCCUUGAUGGGUAGCAAGCAGAGAUUAAAGUAGACAAAGUCAUCAUAUCCUGAUGUUAUGGUGACCAGAAGUUUAACUCUGCUCUACUGCUGUUCUCUUAAUUCUUUGAUACUGUUCUUUGCAGGUAGAAAAGAACAGCUUGGACUUUGAGGAACACUUGUGUUGUCCUUGUCCUGUUGUACUGCUGCUAGCUCUGACCAUCAAUUUUAAAAAGAAGUGCUGCAGGGCAGGAUUGCUGCAGCACAGCUGAGGGGUGGGCAGCCUCUGUUGAGGCAGUACCGAAUGACUAAAACUGUUACAUGGGUAACAGUAGCUCUUGGAUAGAGGAGCUGGGUGGUGUAAAAGACUUGCGAUGAAUUCUCUUUUAUUUAUCAUGCAAACAAAACUGGGAUCAAUCUGAAAUCCAUUCCUCAGCUUGGGGGGGGGGGGUGGGAAGGUCUUUUAUGGGGUAAGAGUAGCCUUCUAUCCAUUAUAGGAGUGCAGUUUUAAAUUGCCAGCCUGGGCUCUGGCAGCUAAGCCAGCUGGCACCCCCUAUAGUCAUGGAUAUGAGUGUGAUCAUUCAUUUUCCCUGUUUUUAGCAGAGCUGCAAAGUGGAGAAGUUUUGGCUUUUUAGUAACAGUGGUUAUAUUCUUCCUUAUUUUUGAUAUCAGAAGUGAAUUUUAAGAGGAUUACAAAUAAUUGUAAAGUAUCAUUCUAAGUAAAUUGGUAGCUGUACUUAGUACAUCAAAUAUCCAUUGCCCCUUUUGACUCCAGCAAUUCUGUGGGGAGAUGGUUGGCAUAUUUAUGAAAUGGCAUUAAGAGCCUUUACAGGAUGGCAAAUAUGUCUCUGUAACUAAUUGAAUGAUGUGUCAUUUGUAACGGAAGACCUGUAGGAUUUUGUUUUCUCUCAAAGCUUUAGUGAUAUUUCAAUUUGUGACUAGAAGAGCUGGAAUUAGGUUUUUAAACUUUUUAAAACCUGUGAGAACUGUUUAGGUAACCAUAUGUCUUGUAACUGCAGUAAACGUGUAUGGGCAACUUAGAAGCUGCAUUGCCUUGAAGUGGAUUUACUGAGGUAAAGUGUGGGCUGUUUGAUUUAUAACCAGCACACCUUUACCCUGUAUUGAAACCUUGUCUUGGAAUUUUACAUUAUUAAUGGAUCUACCUAGGACCUCAAAUACAAUACGUUCUUAUUGUGAUGGACAUAUUUUCUCUCUGAAACUAUCGAAACUGUAAAGGUGGGUAAGUCUUCUGGGCUGUGGCCACACCCCUGCGGUGCUAGUAUUUAGGUAACAUUUUUAUACAGACUACAAAAUCAUAUCAAUUAUGCUCAGCAAUUAUAUUCUUGAGGCUUCCCUUUCCUUUCUCUUCACUGCCCUAAAGCUAAUAAGCCCUUUCAUUUAAAGGUAUUUUUGCACUCUAAAAUGUCAGUUCAAUGCCUUUGGAGAUCAGUGUGCUGUGCAAUCUUUUCUGUCUCCCUGCAGUGUCAGCAGUUUUCAUGUGGUAAAUGUAAUUGGAAACAGAGUCUGGGUACUUUUCAUUUGUAAACCUCUGUCAUGGAGGUAUGCAAGAGAACACCUGUAAGACAGGUGUAUAAUCUGUGUGAGGGAGCUAGAGAGGCAUUGCAUGGCUUGAUUACAUGAAGAGCCAGUGUGCCAACUGUUAGUGCUUUUGCUUUUACAGACUCAUCUGGAAACAGUUAUCUUGCAUAUUGUUUCUUGAAUGGACUUUUCAUGUUUUCUAUUGUAAUCUUGUGAAUAUUUUAAUACACUUUUUGUUUUUCCCAUUA